GCUCGGUGGGAGGCCGUGGGUGCGGGUCGCUAUGGCGGUGGAUAUCACGCUGCUGUUCAGGGCCAGCGUCAAGACAGUGAAGACGCGCAACAAAGCGCUGGGAGUGGCAGUGGGCAGCGGGGUUGAUGGCAGCCGCGACGAGCUGUUCCGCCGGAGCCCCAGGCCCAAAGGAGACUUCUCCAGCCGGGCGCGCGAAGUGGUUAUAAAGAAAAAAGCCAAGUCUCCAAAUCUUACCACCCAGACAACCAUCAGUAUUUCGAUGAGCAGUCCUCUGUCCUUUCUGUGUAUGUGUACAGCCUCAGAUUUCACACAUUGGCAAACUGAGAGAUUUUCUUCUGGAACACAGGAAAGAUUAUAUUAAUGCUUACAGCCAUAUCAUGUCUGAAUAUGGGAGGAUGACAGACACAGAACGAGACCAGAUAGACCAGGAUGCUCAGACAUUCAUGAGGACCUGCUCAGAAGCAAUUCAGCAACUAAGAGCACAAGCCCACAAGGAGAUACAUUCCCAGCAAGUGAAGGAGCACAGGAGUGCUGUUUUGGACUUCAUUGAAGAUUACUUAAAAAGAGUAUGUAAACUUUACUCAGAACAAAGAGCCAUCCGAGUUAAACAAGUGGUGGACAAGAAAAGAUUGUCUAAGCUGGAACCAGAACCAUAUGCAAAGACAAGAGAAUCCAUGUCUUCUGAGAAAGUUUUACAGAAUCCUUCAGAAGACAUUGAAGAAAAAGCUGUCACUGAAGAAUAUCCAGAAAAGAUACCACCUGACAUACAGCCUGAACUGGGAACCUGGGGAGACGGCAAAGGUGAAGAGGAAUUAUCCCCAGAAGAGAUACAAACGUUUGAACAAGAAAAUCAGCGCCUAAUUGGGGAAAUGAACAACCUGUUUGAUGAAGUCAGGCAAAUUGAAGGGAAAGUGGUUGAAAUUUCCAGACUCCAAGAGAUAUUCACAGAGAAGGUUUUACAACAGGAAGCUGACAUCGAUAGCAUUCACCAGUUAGUUGUGGGAACAACUGAGAAUAUCAAGGAGGGCAAUGAAGACAUCAGAGAGGCCAUUAAGAACAACGCCGGCUUCCGAGUGUGGGUCCUCUUCUUCCUGGUGAUGUGCUCCUUCUCCUUGCUGUUCCUCGACUGGUAUGACAGCUAGGCUGCCCACCUCUCCUGGCAAGCGUGGGCUCUAGCACCGGAACACGGCUGCCACUGGAUUUUACCGCGGAGCCAUGGGGUGGGGGGACUGACAUAUGUACUCUCACAAAAGGGGCACCCAGACCUGUGGUUUUAAGCCCAAUUAGUAUCUAAAAAAUAAAACACAAAUGGAAGGUG
This is a messenger RNA of Manis pentadactyla (Chinese pangolin), 1318 nucleotides long. It is a transcript of the gene STX18, whose product is annotated as syntaxin 18. Lineage: Eukaryota; Metazoa; Chordata; Mammalia; Pholidota; Manidae. Gene Ontology annotation, cellular component: membrane; SNARE complex; endoplasmic reticulum. The coding region runs from base 378 to 1142 and encodes 254 amino acids. Gene Ontology annotation, biological process: retrograde vesicle-mediated transport, Golgi to endoplasmic reticulum; intracellular protein transport. The record is from RefSeq and is a predicted model, not a curated record. Gene Ontology annotation, molecular function: SNAP receptor activity. The transcript has 12 exons.